AUGUCCGCCGUAUAUAUACGAAAAACGACUGAAAUAGACGAUUUUCUCAAAAAAUACAUUGUAUAUUACACAUCAAAACAUCUUCAAACACAUUCCCAAAUAGAUGAAGUUAAAAAUCGCAAACAAGACCCUAUCAAAGAAAAAACUCCUGUGGAUGAAAUGCUAAACUCUGACACAAUAAAUUUGGAUAAAUUACUUGAACUUGUUAGCGAAUAUUCUAAAUGGAAAGGAGACACUGUCAUUACUGUAAAUGAUUUACUUAAAAAUACCACUAUAAUGAAUCGCAUUGAAUUACCUAGACCAGAAAAUGUGGAUGAUAACAAGAUUUUUGAGGAACAGCGCUACCAAAGGUUGAUUUCAAAAUUUAAACCUAAGGCUAAUGAGAAGGUAUUACCACCUCUAGGAAUAGGACUGAAUGCGAUAAUGACUGUAGUUAUGACCUUCAUUGGAGCAUUUUAUUUGGCAGUGAACCAUGCAAAAAUGGGAUUGGUAAUGAGCGUUUCAGUAGCAUUGGUAGUUUCAUUCAUUGCUAUUACUGUCGAAUGUAUUCUGUUCAUCAUGAAAUUCUAA
Molecule: messenger RNA, 570 nt
Organism: Babesia microti strain RI
Lineage: Eukaryota; Apicomplexa; Aconoidasida; Piroplasmida; Babesiidae
Product: conserved Plasmodium protein, unknown function
Exons: 5
Coding region: 1-570 (189 amino acids)
Source: RefSeq, a predicted model, not a curated record